Molecule: messenger RNA, 1654 nt
Organism: Xylona heveae TC161
Lineage: Eukaryota; Fungi; Ascomycota; Xylonomycetes; Xylonales; Xylonaceae
Exons: 2
Coding region: 60-1172 (370 amino acids)
Source: RefSeq, a predicted model, not a curated record
CAUAAAUUGCAGCUCAACCCGCCAUAUUUUCAUUGCACUGGUCCCACCCGCCUGCCACCAUGUCGGGACAAGAAAGCGGUCGCUUUCCAUCGCAGCAAUCGGGCGCUGACAGUCCUCUCAACCUUGGCUCAGGAUCAGAUGGUUGGACGACACCAAGCUCAUCCAAUGGCAGUUGGUGGCAUUUGGAUGAACAGGAAUCAAACUACCUCGACCCAAACUCAACCUCUUUUGAGUCCUACUCUUCUUCCAUAGCACCUUCUUCCACAUUUGCGAACGAUCCCCGACCACGAGCUCAAAUGCCUUAUGACCCUAUUUCUGGCCGUACCGCACGACCUUUGCCCUCAUGGGGUUCUGCCAACGCUUCCGAAUCUACUCAGAAUAACUUUCAAGCCACCAAUGGCCAUGCCCGACACUCGCCGCGCCAAACAACAAACAGCCCUGAAUCGCAACGGCAACGACACAAUCUGCCCGCUUCACUCCCUCCGAUCUCAUCACUAGCUUCAGCAUCUAGCAGUGCCUCCUCGUCAUCAUCUUCCUUACAGCAGCCAGUUUCCGGGCCGUCGCGAGCAGCCGUUCAUCCGCGCUUCAACGGCCAACCUCUUCCCGGUCGCGACAUGCAGGGCUACGUCGAUCUCACCGCCGACCAGUCAUCUCCCAGUAGGGCACAAGAAAUCCACAAGCGACAACGGGACGCAGAGCAGUCCUCUGAAGCCGGCACUCCAAAACGCAUCAAACCUUCGCGCCCCGAAGCAGAUCAUCUUCAAGACAUAGAGGAAAUAGACUUGCGAGAUGUCGACGAUGAGCUCGGCCUGGCAGCGGCCUUGCAAAAACAGCGCGCAGAUCAGGUUCUCGCUCAGAAUCGAAAAGAAGGAGAAGCUCCACGGACGCUGACGUCCUUGCAAUGUGUCAUUUGCAUGGACGUCCCGACCGACUUGACCAUUACGCAUUGCGGCCAUCUCUUUUGUUACACCUGUUUAAUGGAAGCGCUCAUGGCAGGCGAACGACAAAGCGGAGGUGGAUCCGCCCCGUCUAGAUGCCCCGUAUGCAGAACCAGAGUACGGCGGAACCCGGUCGGCCGAGCCGGGAAAGAGGUGGUUCCGCUCGAGCUCAAAGUAAUGAAGCGCAGCGACUACGACAAGAAGCGUCAAGAAACUUCAACUCCUCCUACAUAGUCAUUGAUGCGUCGUUGUGGUUGCGGGCGGGGGCGGGGAAAUGGAAGGGGACGUAUUGCCUACUCUUCCUCUGCUCUGCAUUUCAUAGUCAUUUGGUCGCUUUUACUAUUCUCCAUCCGCGACGUUUCUUGCAUCAAUCUCCUGGCUUGGGAAAGGGAAUCUUUCAUGGAGCACGCAUUCCUGCAUAUAUCUCGAAUUACCUCCUUCUAGUCGGCGCAAUCACCAAGUUUAAAUAAGGGCGUGUCGGUCACGAUUUACGAGCAAGUUUAUAGUCAUGGGUCAUAGGUCGUAGGUCUUGCUGUGUAUGGUGUAAUGGAGCUGUUUUUUAUUUUUUAUUUUUUCUUUGUUUUUUUGGCGGGGGUGUAUGCUUGCAAGCUGUGUUUACUUGCAAAGCUGGAGCGUCGUGUAAGGAGUCUCAUGUUUUUCUGGUCCACUUUUUCGUUCCUUCUUCUUUUUUUUUUCUUUGUUUAUUUUCACCUCUC